AUGGCGAACGACCCCAUGCGAGUGAAGCUGGAGCAGCUUGACGCUCUUUCGGGAGAAGCCGAGAACGACCCGGCGAAGUUCGGGCGGCUUCUGAACACCGCUAUGAGGGCGGGGGCUGCUGCUGGCGGAGACACUCAGCAGACGGAGGCCACGAUCGACGCGCAAGAGGAGCAGGACCUGAUGAAAGAACUCGAGUCUCAGCUCUACGGCUGCGAGAUGGACAUCUCCUCCCAGGACGCCCAGCCGACCCAGUACGAUCUGCCACCUGCUGACUUGCAGACAGAAGGUACAAAGGAUGGCUUUGAUGCCACGUUGGAGCAUCUCAUGCGUGAGGUCGGGCUCGAGGAACGCGAGGAUGAUGCGAUCAGAAAAUCUCCAAAGCGAGAGCUUGAAAUUGAUUUUGCCAGGGUCGCCAAGGAACUGGAGGAUGAAACCAUGUUGGCCAAGGAACAUGAGGAAGCUGAGAAAGCCAGCAGAAUGGCGAAGGAAAGGGAGGAAACUGAGAAAGCAAGGUUGGCCAAGGAAAAGGAAGAAGCUGAGAAAGUAAGCAAAAUGAUCAAGCAAAUGGAGGAAGCUGAGAAAGGCAGGUUGGCCAAGGAAAGCGAGGAAGCCGAGAAAGCCAUCAGAAUGGCCAAGGAAAUGGAGCAAGCCAAGCUGGCCAAGGAAAGGGAGGAAACUGAGAAAGCCAGGAUGGCCAAGGAAAUGGAGGAAGCCAAACUGGCCAAGGAAAGGGAGGAAGCUGAGAAAGUCAGGAUGGCCAAGGAAAUGGAGGAAGCCAAGCUGGCCAAGGAAAGGGAGGAAGCUGAGAAAGCCAGGAUGGCCAAGGAAAGGGAGGAAGCCGAGAAAGCCAUCAGAAUGGCGAAGGAAAGGGAGGAAGCCAAGCUGGCCAAGGAAAGGGAGGAAACUGAGAAAGCCAGGAUGGCCAAGGAAAUGGAGGAAGCCAAGCUGGCCAAGGAAAGGGAGGAAGCUGAGAAAGCCAGGAUGGCCAAGGAAAGGGAGGAAGCUGAUAAUGCCAGGUUGGCCAAGGAAAGGGAACAGUUCAGGCUGGCAAGAUUGGCCAAGGACAAGGAGGAGGCCGAACAUAUGAGAUCGGCCAAGGACAAGGCCAAGGAAAAGGAAGUCGACAUGGCAACACAGGCGGCAAAAAAAUACCAGGCUUUGCCGAUGAACGCGACAAAGUUGCAAAAGCUACAGCUCUUGCAGGACAUUAUGGCUACUGGGGAUGAGGGUUGCAAGCAGUUCUGCAAGGAUGAGCUUGCAAAACUGAUCAAGCCGAAGGCAGCAACGCCAGCUCCGGCCCCUACCAGUGAUGCCGAUCCUCCGGCCCCUACCACAACGGGUGCCGAUCCUCCGGCCCCUACCACCAGGGGUGCCGAUCCUCCGGCCGCUACCACCAGGGGUGCCGAUCCUCCGGCCCCUACCACCAGGGGUGCCGUUCCUCCGGCCCCUAAUGCCCCGACCUUUGAUGAUGUCAGUGCGAAGAUGGGUUGGUCAAGUCCUGCAACCCCACGCAUGGUGGAGGCACCUGGUACGCCAUCUCCUGCAACGCCUGGCAGUGCAAUCACAACGCCUGGCAGUGCAAAAACAACGCCUGGCAGUGCAAGCGACGGCUUGGUCCAAGGUUCUGCGCCACUCUACAACCGAAAGAACGCCGCCAUGUUCUUGAAUCGCCUGAAAGGCAACCCAAAGAGGAUGCAAGCCUUGCCUGAUGACUUGGCAAAGUUGGUGCGGGACGAAGAUUCAAAGAGCAAAGCCAUCGACUUGAUCGUCGCUGCAGGAGGAGACGAAAAUGAGCUGGUCGGGCAGUGGACUGCAUCGUCCAUUUCUGUGGGGACGGACAAGGAAAAGGGAAAGAUGAAACCUUUGACGGAACAGGAAUUGAUCGGCAAGUACGGUGCGGUCAAUGCUGCGAAGGUGAUGGAGGAAAAAAGGAAGGCUGGUUUGGAGGUUGAUGAUCCCAAUUGUAAAGGGCUCAAGCUUUACUUGCACAACGAGUGGCAGAGGGAAUGGACGAGAGGCACAGAAGAACGAAGCAGUUUCACUGCUUCCGGAGAAGUUCGUGCGGGUGACGCUGCCAACGUUGCACAAAUUCUCAGUGUGCCCCGGCGGGCGCUGACAGGGCCCGGCCAGGAUGAUGAGGACAAUGUGGACAUGGAGGAGGACCCAAAGCCACUUCCGACCAAAAAACCAAAGAAAGCCAGGAAAAAUGAAGCCAGCGGCAAAGAGAAAGACGAAGACGGUGAAACUGAGCCGGAAGCACCACGAGUGGAGAAACUUACACCGCUGGACAAGGAGAUGACCAACUUCGAGCAGGAGGUCCAGGCGAUCUACGACCAGGUGGACAAGCUCAUCUCUGAGCUGGUCCACGAUGAUGGGGUUUAUCUUCCCACUGCUACCAGAUAUCUCGAUAUCGCGAAGCGUUAUGAGAGGCCCAGCAAGGUAGCAAACAGCUUGAUCCGAGCUGCGAAGGCGACUCCGAAGGAUCCAACCGCGCCCAAAGGAUCGGCUAAAGCCAAGUCCAAGAAGCGCAAAGCCGCGGAGGGAGCCUAG
Molecule: messenger RNA, 2550 nt
Organism: Symbiodinium sp. CCMP2592
Lineage: Eukaryota; Dinophyceae; Suessiales; Symbiodiniaceae
Source: the annotation of a GenBank genome assembly